This is a messenger RNA of Rotaria sp. Silwood1, 876 nucleotides long. The record is from the annotation of a GenBank genome assembly. Lineage: Eukaryota; Metazoa; Rotifera; Eurotatoria; Philodinida; Philodinidae.
AUGGCUACUAUCGUUGCUGCCUGGCCUGAAACUGCUGAGGACAACGUACCUACAGUGCCAUGUUUAUCUGCUGAUGGACAUUUACUUGUACUAAGUGCUGGCGCAAGUCGUGUGCGCUAUGGCGUAAAUAUGGGUCGCAUUCUUAGAUUUCUUUUUGGUACUUUAUCUUUUAUAAUAGCAUUGAUUGCAAUUGGUCUUGGAUAUUUAAAACUUGAUAAUGUUUAUCGACAAAAAUUCUUUGCUAGUUUUUUAAAUAAAAUAUCCGAUCCUAAUAAUUCUGCUAUCAUGAAUCUACGAUGUAAUGAAUUAUUAAAACAUUCUAAUGUUAAAGGUCAUGUAUUAGAAAUUGGUGCUGGUACAGGAAUAAACUUUCCAUGUUUAUAUAAUAACACAAGGAUUAAAUCAUAUAUAGGUAUUGAACCUAAUAUUCAUAUACAUCCAUAUUUUUAUAAUUUUAUUAAACAAUGGGACAUUCCAUAUAAAGUUCGUCUUUUGAAUAAUUCAGCAACAGAUAUGCAUGAAGUUGAAUCGAAUAGUAUUGAUACAGUUAUUAUGACAUUAGUAUUAUGUAGUGUACCAGAUCCAUUACCAGAAAAAAUUCUUCUUGAAGCACAUCGAAUCUUAAAACCAGGUGGACAUUUUAUUUUCUUUGAACAUGUUGUUGCUAAUCCUAAAACUAAUCCAUUUAUUUAUGGAUUUCAAAAAACGAUUCAACCAUUUUGGGCUAUUAUUGGUGAUGGUUGUCAAUUUAAACCAAUAACAAAUUACUUCGAUGCUAUGAAAAAUGUCUAUUCAAAAGUUAAAUAUAAACAUACUGAUUGGCCUUCUCCGUUUUUUUUUGUUAAAGAUGCUGUCAAAGGAAAAUUGAUCAAAUAA